Dovyalis caffra is the source of this 723-nucleotide messenger RNA. The record is from the annotation of a GenBank genome assembly. Lineage: Eukaryota; Viridiplantae; Streptophyta; Magnoliopsida; Malpighiales; Salicaceae.
AUGGAAUCCGUUAACUUGUUCAGAGGCUAUGGCAAAGUGAGUCCGCACCUUGAAGAUCAAAACCCUCACCAACAGAAAAGUGCCUCAAAACGUCGAAUCCUCAUCCUCAGCAUUUUAUCCAUCCUCCUUUUGACUCUAAUAGUCGGUCUAGCGCUUGCAGCAUUGAUCCAUGAGUCAAAUACCGAGCCAGAUGAAUCCCCAUACCUCUCCUCAGCAAACUCAGCUGAGUCAAUCAAAACAGUCUGUGACAUGACUCUGUAUCCAUCUUCCUGCUUCACCAGCAUAUCCUCUCUUAACAUCUCUACAAAACCCGACCCGGAAGCCAUCUUCAAGCUCUCUCUCCAAGUCUCCAUUAGAGAGCUCAAAAACCUCUCUUCUUUAUUGACUAGUCUCAAUUAUGUUGACUCCCAGGCUGCUAUGAAAGAUUGUAUGAGUCAGUUUGAUGAUUCAUUGAGUAAACUCAACGAUUCUUUGUUGGCAAUGGAGGUUGGACCUGGAGAGAAGAUGCUGACUUUAGAAAAAGUCAACGAGAUCCAGACAUGGAUCAGUGCUGCCAUGACAGAUCAAGAUACUUGCAUAGACGGUUUGGAGGAGAUGGGAUCAAAGUUUCUUGACGAUAUCAAGGCCAAGAUGGAGAGAUCUGAACAUUUCUUGAGUAUUAGCUUGGCUAUCAUUGCUAAGAUGCAAGCCCUUCUUGAAAAAUUUGAUCUCAAAAUGCAUUGA